UUUAAAACCGAUAACUAUGUGAGUUUCAAUAAGCAGACUAAUAAGUCAACAUGUCUGAUAUGCCGCAAAGAGUUGUGCGGCCUUAUAAUCGGGAAUAUCAAAAGGCAUUACGAAAAAAUGCAUAAUAUAAAAUUUACCCGGGACUAUCUUCCAAAACCCUCAGUGAAUAUAAACACCAUAACGCGUUCGAAAAACCAAGUUUUACAACUGAAUAAAAAUGAGUUUCUUAAAUGUUGCAUAGGAUUGGUGGCGGUGAAAAAUCUGCCCUUGAAUAUCUUCAAUGAUGAGAGGUACUUCAAGAGGCUUAUCAAUCCCUAUCUAGAGGAGUAUAGUCUGAAUUUAAGUAGUGAAAAUAUGGUGGAUGCUUUGGAGUUUUGGGCCUUGCGCAUCAGAACCUAUCUCAAGAUAAAACUACAUAAAAAGCCCUUAAGUUUAAAGUUGGAUGUAGUGGGCCGCCAUGGUAAAAACAUUUUGGUUAUACAUGUCCAGCAAUUGGAGAAAUAUGAAAUUGUCGUACAUACCUUGGGGACUAUUCAACUGAAGACUAAGCCUACUUCACAAACUCUGAAAGAGGCCAUAUGGAAAUGUCUCAAGGAUUACGAAAUUGAAGGGCAUCAAUUAUAUGCCGUAUCAAGUGAUAGCAGAGGUCGCUCCUUGAAAGCUCUCCAGCUAAUUCAAGAUGAAAUGGAGGAAAAUGAUAUGGAAAUAGAAGAAAACUUACAAAAGCCUAUCUUUAGCAUAGUCUUCAAUGGCUCUUACGUUAUAGAAUUGGCAGCUCGUAUCUAUUUUAAAACCAUCGAUGGUGAUCUAAAGCAAUGUCGCCAAGUGAUCAAGGCAAUACAUGAUAGGCAAAUGGAGAACAUGUUCUUGCCAUCACUGGAUAAUAGUCAACGUUGGAAAUCCACCUAUGAUAUGGUCUUCUCCUUAAAAGAAUUCAUUACUAACAGUGAAAUUGAGUUUGAGUUUGAAGAGAAACUAGAAUGGCUAGACUCUUUCUUGCAGACCCAUGAGCCUCUACAUGUUUGGUCGCAACAACAACAUAGUGAGCAAUAUAUAGUGGGAGAUUUCUAUCGCGAUUGGUUGGUGUGUGAGGCGAAACUGAAACAAUGGCCCCGCAAUGAGUAUGCCAUGCAUUUGUUAGAGGCCAUGUUGGAGCUUAAGCAGACCAUGUUGGAUAAUGAAGCCUUUAAUGCUGCGCUAUAUUUUGAUCCCAGAUUUAAUCAUUUGGAUACACCAUAUUUUAGUGAGGAGAGAAAGAAACAGGCAGUGUCUCAUGCAAUGCGUCUUGAAGCCCUAAUGAAAUCCUUAGAUGGCGCAAAUAAACUUCUUUCCGAAGACUAUGAAAUUCAAUAUCAUGGCAAAGGAAUGGGCAGAGUUGAAGAUCCCUAUAAUAUACUUGAAGCUGAAAUGCCCAUAAUUUGCAGAAAUUCAACAUCGUUGGAAACCAACCCGAGCUUAUGCCACAAACUGGAAAAUUUGGCAUAUGCUCAAAGAUUACCCUAUUCCACAAAUAUAUUGGAAUUUUGGAAACAUAUGCAAAUUAAGGAUACUCAAAUACAUGGCCUUUUGAAGGUGAUUCUAGGUGUGGUCAUAAGUCAAUCAUCGAUUGAAAGGACAUUCAAUGCUCUCUCAACAUUACUGACAAAAACAAAAUCUAAAAUGUCCAGAACGGCAAUGGAGAACAUGCUGCUGGUGAAACUUAAUGCCGAUAUUUUGGAUAUAGUGGAGGCUUAAA
Messenger RNA from Stomoxys calcitrans (stable fly), 1735 nucleotides. RefSeq lists its product as uncharacterized. Lineage: Eukaryota; Metazoa; Arthropoda; Insecta; Diptera; Muscidae. The transcript is spliced from 2 exons. The record is from RefSeq and is a predicted model, not a curated record. Bases 118 to 1734 code for a protein of 538 amino acids.